AUGGCGCAGUCAAAGAGAGAGGGCUUGAUGUCAUACAAGCAAUUCAUACAGGAGCUUGAAGACGAUGUACUGCCAGCUGAAGCUGAGCGCAGAUAUCAAGAAUACAAGUCGGAGUAUAUUUCAACUCAAAAACGAGCUUUUUUUGAUGCUCAUAAAGAUGAGGAUUGGUUGAAGGACAAAUAUCACCCGACGAAUCUACUCACUGUAAUAGAAAGGAGGAAUGAACUUGCAAGAAAGGCUGCAAAGGAUUUUUUGGUUGAUCUGAAAAGUGGAACGUUGGACUUAGGCCCUGGCGUCAAUGCCUCAUCGUCAAAUAAAUCAGGACAGACUAGUGCUCCAAAUUCUGAGGAUGAAGUAGACCUAGGUGGCAAAAGAAGACGACAUGGUAGGGGGUUAGCUAAAGAAACUGAUCUUUCAGCAGGUCCUAAGGCCCACUCAGUCAGUUCUGAACCCAGACGAAUCCAAGUUGACAUUGAACAAGCGCAGGCUCUUGUACGUAAACUUGAUAUUGAAAAAGGGAUCGAGGAAAAUAUUUUAUGUGGUUCUGAUAAUGACAUAGUGAAUAGAGAGAAAUCUCAUGGUGGCUCCACUGGUCCAGUAAUUAUUAUACGUUGUUUAACCUCUGUCAAGGGCUUGGAGGGAAUUGAGCUCCUAGAUACGCUUAUAUCUUAUCUCUGGCGAAUCCAUGGCUUAGAUUAUUAUGGAAUGGUUGAGACAAGUGAAGCUAAGGGUUUCCGCCAUGUGAGAGCGGAGGGGAAGAGUUCUGACAUAACUAUUGAUGGGGCUGAGUGGGAAAAGAAACUUGAUUCAUGUUGGCAAGAAAGGAUGAGGGGUCAAGACCCCUUGGAAGUAAUGACUGCUAAGGAAAAGAUAGACAGUGCUGCUGUUGAAGUUUUAGAUCCUAAUGUUCGGAAGAUUAGGGACGAAAAGUAUGGGUGGAAGUAUGGUUGUGGAGCCAAGGGUUGCACAAAGCUGUUUCAUGCUGCUGAGUUUGUGUACAAGCAUCUUAAACUGAAACACCCUGACCUUAUAAUGGAAGUGACCUCCAAAGUGCGUGAAGAGCUGUAUUUUCGAAAUUACAUGAAUGAUGCAGAUGCACCUGGUGGAACACCUGUUAUGCAGCAAUCCAUGAAGAAGGACAGGCCACUGAGACGUCGACUAGGUCCAGAUAAUCGAUUGAAAGAUGAACGUGGCAAUCGUAGAGAACGUGAUAAUCGAGCUAAUGGUAGUGAAAAAUAUGAUAGGUCCGAAAACCCACAGUCAAGUGAUUUCCAAUCCAACAAUGAUGGAUCAGAUGGAGGAAAUCUUGAUGAACCAAUGUAUGAAACUUUUGGCGGACAGGGAAUGCGUGUUGCUCCUUUUCCCUCUGAUAUAGCCCCUCCGCCAGUAUUGAUGCCUGUUCCUGGUGCUGGUCCAUUAGGGCCUUUUGUUCCUGCUCCACCUGAAGUGGCAAUGCGGAUGUUGCGUGAGCAGGGUGGUCCUCCCCCUUUUGAAGGUGGUGGUAGAAAUGGGCGGGCUGGUUCACAGUUAACUGGGCCAGGUCCUAUUCUUUCUUUUUCUCCGGGUUUUAGGCAAGAUCCUCGACGUCUACGCAGUUAUCAAGACCUAGAUGCGCCAGACGAUGAGGUCACUGUGAUAGACUACAGGAGCUUGUAGGCAUCUAUGUUUGUAUGAUGAUAGAGCUGCGCAACAUUCAAGUU
Messenger RNA from Corylus avellana, 1700 nucleotides. The record is from RefSeq and is a predicted model, not a curated record. NCBI's taxonomy places the organism in Eukaryota, Viridiplantae, Streptophyta, Magnoliopsida, Fagales, Betulaceae.